Molecule: messenger RNA, 2421 nt
Organism: Hippocampus comes (tiger tail seahorse)
Lineage: Eukaryota; Metazoa; Chordata; Actinopteri; Syngnathiformes; Syngnathidae
Product: septin-8-A-like
Exons: 10
Coding region: 206-1588 (460 amino acids)
Molecular function (GO): GTP binding
Source: RefSeq, a predicted model, not a curated record
GCGGCUGCACUUAAAGAAAUGAUGCACUGUCGUUUGAAAAUAGGAGACAUCUUUUUUUUUUGCGUGCAUAAAUCCGGUCCGUGCUGCACACUGCUUUUGGACCUAGCAUGCAUACUGGAAUGCGCCAAGAGGAACUCCUCGUUUGAAUGAAACACGGGACAGCAUGCGGCGACGCAGUUAAGAGGAUAAAUGGCAGCAUAGUCAAAUGACUUGCUUGAACAUUGAGCAAUGCUCUGCGACUUUUCCACCGUUGGAGCACUUAUUCCAUCCAUAUCAUCGACUUCAGAAUGAAGACAAACGAACCGUAGAGCUCGGCGGACACGUGGGCUUCGACAGUCUUCCAGAUCAGUUGGUCAGCAAAACAGUCACACAGGGCUUCAGCUUCAACAUCCUCUGCAUAGGCGAGACAGGGAUAGGUAAAUCCACCUUAAUAAACACACUUUUCAAUACACGGUUUGAAAAUGAAGAGGCCAGCCACUAUGAGAAAGACGUGCUUCUACGACCACACACAUACGACCUACAGGAGAGCAACGUCAACCUCAAGCUGACCAUCGUGCACACUGUUGGCUUUGGUGACCAGAUCAACAAAGAAGAAAGCUAUAAACCCAUUGUCGAGUAUAUUGACACUCAGUAUGAAACAUACCUCGAAGAGGAGCUAAAAAUAAAACGUUCCCUGUGUAAUUUCCAUGACACGAGAAUCCACAUCUGCCUAUAUUUCAUUGCUCCCAACGGCCACUCCCUCAAAUCUCUGGAUCUCGUCACCAUGAAGAAGCUCGACAGCAAGGUGAACAUCAUCCCUGUCAUUGCAAAGGCAGACACCGUGUCAAGGAGUGAACUGGACAGGUUAAAAAUCAAGAUCAUGAGCGAACUGGUCAGCAAUGGAGUGCAGAUAUACCAGUUUCCGACUGAGGAUGAGGCUGUGGCCGAAAUCAACUCUUCCAUGAAUACUCACCUGCCAUUUGCUGUUGUAGGCAGUGUGGAAGAUGUCAAAGUAGGCAAUAAAAUGGUCAAAGCAAGACUUUACCCCUGGGGAUCAGUACAGGUGGAGAAUGAGAACCACUGUGAUUUUGUAAAACUGAGGGAGAUGCUGCUGCGCGUGAACAUGGAGGAUCUACGUGAGCAAACGCACACUCGCCACUAUGAGCUGUACCGCCGUUGCAAGCUGGAGGAGAUGGGCUUCAAGGACGCAGACCCCAACAGCCAGUCGUUCAGCCUGCAGGACACAUAUGAAGCCAAGAGAAAGGAGUUCCUGAGAGAACUGCAACACCAGGAGGAAGGAAUGAGGCAGAUGUUUGUCAACAAAGUAAAAGAGACCGAAGCAGAGCUGAAAGAAAAAGAAAAAGAGCUCCACGAGAGGUUUGAGCAGCUCAAACGACUGCACCACGAAGAAAAGAAGAACCUGGAGGAGAAACGACGAGAGCUGGAGGAAGAGAUGAAUGCUUUCAACAGGAGGAGGGUUGCUGCAGAGACACUGAUGGGCCAAGCUCUCCAAGGUGCAUCUCAACCUCUCAAGAAGGACAAGGACAAGAAAAACUUCUUUAGUCUUCCCUCUGCGUGUUCCUUAACCUCAUCCAGGAAUUUGAAUUAGAGGACUUUCUACUAACUACGCCGACGUGAAGUGACAGAUGGACAAGCAAGUGUAUUAUUUUUGACACUUGAAUGAGCACUUUUAAGAGAAAUGCACUUAAAUCGCCGAGAAUGGAUUGCCAAGAGUCUUCCUCGUGUGUUCUACCCUCUGCAAUGUAACGUGGAAUGUGCAUGAAAAUAACCAUCUCCCCAAGAAUGAAACAUACUUCUAUGGAAAAGUACUGUUUUUUAAUGUGCCCUUCAUUCUUUUGCAAUGUACUUUUGACUAAUAUCACUGUGAAAUAAUACAUAAUACUCUAUGUACCAUCAAAUCACAUGGAAUUGUUGGUCACGGUUAUAUACCUUUUUUAAUAAAAUGUAAAUUAAAUAAUAUGCAGAGACUAUAAUAGGCUUUCAUUAGCAUAAUCAGCACCUUGUACGGUUAACAGUUAUUACUCGAAAUGUGUAUGUUUCACUUUUAUGACCGAAUGUGAUUCAAUAAAACAGCUCUGCCAUCAAUUCUGCAUAGAAAUAUGACUGUUGAAUUACUGUUAAACAUUAGACAUAGAGAUCAACAUCAUCAUCAUCAGUAAAUAUGAAUAUGAAUAAAUACAGGCAAAAUUGUAACUUUUAUGAUGAGCCAGUGUAUAUUUAACUGUUUUAGAGGAUUACUUCUAAGGAUGUUGCUCAUGAAUGUUUUAUAAUUUUACUGCGCUUGUGUAUAGUCGAGUAAUUUGCACACGAACACACACACAUAUACACACACACACACACACACGAUCUAUAUAUGUAAGAUCAAAUGUUCGAUCUGUGUUGGUGAUCUUAUGUAAUAAAGACUAACUUUACUGAAAUGUA